Messenger RNA from Pseudogymnoascus verrucosus, 703 nucleotides. RefSeq lists its product as uncharacterized. The transcript has a single exon. The coding region runs from base 200 to 703 and encodes 167 amino acids. NCBI's taxonomy places the organism in Eukaryota, Fungi, Ascomycota, Leotiomycetes, Thelebolales, Thelebolaceae. The record is from RefSeq and is a predicted model, not a curated record.
CCCAUGCCAUCCCGCGCCACAAUCACUCAGAAUAAGUUGCAUCGGCCAACUGGAUGACCCGCAUCGAUGUGAAGCCUUGCAGUAUGCCCUUGGGCGCAGCUGUGUACCACGAAACCACCAUGAGGCUGCAUAUACCUCAUCUCCCGCCCAUUCCCCGCUGUCUUCGCAGCUUGGUCUACUCUGUUCCUAAACAUUAAACAUGGCAGACAACCUUAAAGAACAGAAGAUCCCCUCCGAGGGUGAUUCAAGCCGUCAACAACCAUACUCGUACCAGCACCCCGAUCCCAAUUCGAUACAUAUGCAGCAGGCGCACGAGGGACAGCUGCCGCCAGCAUACGCGCCGAGCCCGUCGGCGGCACCGAUGCCUCAACAGCCUCAGUUCCAGCAGCCUCAGCAAGCAUACUUCCAACAAGGCCAGUUUGCGCAACAACCUCAGUUCGCACAACCCCAACAGCAAUACUUCAUCCAGCUACCAAAUGGCACAAUGCAGGCGGUAGCGGCGCCGCCACAGCAACCCAUUAUGAUGACGCCGGUCAAAGAGCAACCAACAAUUAUCAUCAAUAACGCACCGAGUGCUUCUGCAGCAGCAGCGGGCGGUGGAGGCGGCGGCGGCGGGGGGGGUGGCGGUGGUAGCAAUACAGAUGCGUGUCUCGCUGGUUGCUGUGGAGGGUGCGCAGCAUGUUUGUGCUGUUCUGUGAUGUAG